This is a messenger RNA of Cataglyphis hispanica, 1483 nucleotides long. RefSeq names its product general transcription factor IIH subunit 2 (gene Ssl1). The record is from RefSeq and is a predicted model, not a curated record. NCBI's taxonomy places the organism in Eukaryota, Metazoa, Arthropoda, Insecta, Hymenoptera, Formicidae. Gene Ontology annotation, cellular component: transcription factor TFIIH core complex; transcription factor TFIIH holo complex. Gene Ontology annotation, molecular function: zinc ion binding. Gene Ontology annotation, biological process: regulation of transcription by RNA polymerase II; DNA-templated transcription; nucleotide-excision repair.
UUCCUGACGCAGUGAGUCUGAUAGACUCACAUACGUAAAGUAAGGUUAUAAACCUGCAAUAUCACUCGCGCGUUCCUUUUAUUCAUUGAACAAUUGACAUUUUAUCUGAGUGUAAAAUACUCACAUAACUGAUUGACUCAGUAUCACUUGAGUGCAAAUGGAAAGCUAAUGGAAAACUAAUAUUUGUAAAAUAUAUCUCGUGUUAAAUUAUGGCGGAGGAAGAAUCCGAGGAAAAGGAAUAUCGCUGGGAAACUGGUUAUGAAAAGACAUGGGAAGCGAUUAAGGAGGAUGACCAUGGAUUAUUGGAAGCAUCUGUCGCAGAUAUUAUUCAUAAUGCUAAGAAACGUCAAUUGGAAAGAAAACAGGGUGCUCGAUUAGGAAUGAUGAGACAUCUUUAUAUCAUCUUGGAUGCCUCUGAAUCAAUGUCAAAUCAAGAUUUAAAGCCGACUCGAUUCUUGUGUUCCCUAAAACUUUUAGAAGACUUUAUCGAAGAAUUUUUUUAUCAAAAUCCUAUUAGUCAAUUAGGUGUGAUUAUAACUAGAAAUAAAAGGGCUGAAAAGAUUAGUGAUUUGGCUGGCAAUUCAAAAAAGCACAUUAGGGAAUUACAAGCUCUACAACAAACUGUAAUAACUGGUGAACCUUCCUUGCAAAAUUCUUUGGAAUUAGCUACAAAAUCAUUGAAAUUAUUACCAUCUCAUGCUAGUAAAGAAAUAUUGAUAAUUAUCGGAGCUCUUACUACUUGUGAUCCAGGAGACAUCAAUGAAACAAUACGAAAUAUGAAAUUGGAUGGUAUUAGGUGUAGCGUAAUAGGAUUGGCAGCUGAAUUAUAUAUUUGUAAACGAAUGGCAAACGUUACUGGUGGAGAACACGGUGUUGUGCUUGAUGAUAAGCAUUACAAAGAGCAAUUAAAUGCGCAUAUAGAUCCUCCACCUGCUGCAACACGAUUAGAUGCAGCGCUUGUGAAAAUGGGCUUUCCUCAUCAUGCCUUACAUUCUAAUGCAUCGGAUACAUCUAUGACAGUAUGUAUGUGCCAUGCAGAAAACUCUGAUGAAUCGGUAAAACUUAUGAGUACUGGCUAUCUUUGCCCUCAAUGUUUUAGUAAGCAUUGCGAGCUUCCCGUCGAGUGUAGAGCUUGCGGUCUUACUUUAGUAUCUGCUCCACAUUUAGCACGAUCAUAUCAUUACCUAUUUCCUGUUGAAGCUUUUAAAGAAGUUGCAUUUGAAGGCAACUAUUUAUUCUGCUUUGGAUGCCAAAAAAUUUUUACGCAAAAGGACAAAAAGGUCUAUAUUUGUGAAAAAUGUAAUCAAACAUUUUGUUUAGACUGUGAGAUAUUUAUUCAUGAAAUCUUACACACAUGUCCUGGUUGUGCAACAAAUCCUGCAACGUACAAUAAAACUAUAGAUAAAUCUUAAAAAAGAUUUGUAUAAAUUUUGUAUAAGCAUUGCAAAAGAGCAAUAAAAAUAAUACUACAGAAUAAUCUUAA